AUGACUGCCCAAAAGAAGUUUCCUCCACCCAAGCCCCUUCCUUCCAUCAAGGAUUAUGGUCCCAAUGCCAUUGAAGUCAAGGACCUUACCUUUGCCUACCAACACACCGGAAGUGCCAUGAUUGAUGCCAAUGCCCGCAACGUCUUGCAGGGAUUGAAUCUGACGCUCGAGACUGGAUCUCGUUGUCUAUUGAUUGGAGCCAAUGGAAGUGGAAAAUCGACCUUGAUGAGAAUUUUGGCCGGACGUCAUUUGACCAAACAAGAAGUCAAGGUAUUGGGAUUGAACUCUUUCAGAGAUACCAAAUUGAACUUUCACAGAGCUUACCUGGAUUGUGACUGGGGAAUGACAUCCAUUGCCUUUGUGGGAGCCUCGGUUCCACUCAUGGCCGACAUUCCCGUCCACGAAAUGAUGGAACGUUUGCAAAAUUCCUACCCCGAACGUCGGGACGAAUUGGUCGAAAUGCUGGGAAUUGACCUGAACUGGAGAAUGAACCAACUGUCAGAUGGCCAACGUCGUCGGGUCCAACUCAUGUUGGGACUCAUUCGUCCCUUUAAAGUAUUGUUGUUGGACGAAAUUACCACCAGUUUGGAUGUCUGCGUCCGACAAGAUCUACUCAAGUGGUUGACUCGCGAAUCCGACGAACGCAAGGCUACCAUUCUAUACGCCACGCACAUUUUCGAUGGCUUGGAUGACUGGGCCACCCAUCUCAUGUACUUGAACAAUGAAGGCAAAUGCGGAUGGCAAGGAAAGAUGCACGACCUCGAGGUCUAUCAAGAUUUGAAAAAGAAUAACCAUCCAGCGAAAAUGUUGGCCAUUGCCGAUCAUUGGUUGCGAAAAGAAUUGGAAGAGAACCGUCGUCUGCGCAAAUUUGAAAAGGCCGACAUGGCCCACAUGGAAAUUGAUCCUACCGAUCGACAGGGUGGCUUUGCCAGUGGCCGCAAUCUGGACACCACCAUUAAACCAGCCAAAAGUCGUCAAGGUCGUUUGAGCGACAUGAUGGGCAAUGCUGGAGCCUUGGAUAAGCAUAGCUAA
Cylindrotheca closterium is the source of this 1032-nucleotide messenger RNA. NCBI's taxonomy places the organism in Eukaryota, Bacillariophyta, Bacillariophyceae, Bacillariales, Bacillariaceae. The record is from the annotation of a GenBank genome assembly.